AUGUCAACAGUUCCACUUAUAAAAUGUCCAACUCAUAAGGAUUACUUUAUAACAAAUAUGUGUUUAUUGAAAUAAUGCACUGAACCAUUAUGUCCUGAAUGUAUUCCUAGACAUAUUAAGGAUCAUGCUGCUAAUGGAUAGAUUCCAUAGAUAGAAAAUAUUUAAAAUGUUAGAUAGGAAUAAAAAGCUAUGGUAUUUGACAUAGUUUAGAAAUUGAAUGAAUAAUUAUUUUUAUUAAGUAGUACAGAUGAAAUGGUGAUUAUGAAUAAUUUGUAUAUGAAAUUAGAAUAAUAAAAAUAAGAAAUUAUAAAAUCAAUAAACAAGAGAUUUGAUGAAUAUAAAUUGGAGUUAUAAUAGAGAUUUAGAGAAAUAAAAGGUACAAAAGAGAGCAAUAAUAAAGAGAAUGUAGAAAUAGUAAAGAUGGUAUUAAAUAAUUAAUAAAAUAUAUAGUAAUUAUAUAAAAUGGAUGGUUUACUAAAUAAAUUUGAAAGUCAGGAAUAUAUUUAAGCAAUAUUAGAAACAUUUUUAAAUGACAUAGGUCCAUAAAUAUAUUAAAAUUUGGAGAAGAGAUGUUAAGAAUAUCAAUAAUAAUUUCCAGAUUUAUUGAUAAAUAAUAAUAUUUAAAAUCUAAUAAUAUAGGAUUUAGAUCAAUAUAUACAGAUUGAUAAUAGAAGUUAGAAAUAAAGAAUAGUAUCAUUAAGAGAGUAGGAAAUAGUAUAAUAAUUAACAGGAGAGAAAGCAAUAUAAGUUUAAAGUUAACAAUAAUAAUUUGAGAUAAAGAAAGAAAAUGUAUCGGAAAUAAAUGGAAAUAAAGAGAGUAAGUAAUUAUUAAGAAAUAAUGUUUAUACAAAAUCAUAUUAGAGUAGUUAAAAUCAAAAUAUUGCAAGAGAGUAGUAUCCUUAAUCUUAAUCAUCUUUUAAACCUUAAUUUGUUCAUAAUACUUCUGAAUUAAUAAAAGUGAUGUAGGAUGAUUAAGUAUAAUAGUUAAGGAUAAUAAGUUAGUAGUAUGAAAACAGUUUAAUAAAGAGUAGUGAAGAGAUAUUAGUAAGUUGUUACGAGGAUUAGAGAAAGAUAUUGAUAUAUAGGAUGCCAAAAUUUAUAUAACCGUUAAAGAAUAUAAAUAUUUAAGAUUUUUAGGAGAUAUAAUUGAUAUUAGAUAAACGUAUUGGGGUUGGACAUAAAUGUAUAGUAUAUGGGAAAGAUAUAUUAAUAAUAGGAGGGAUAGAAAGAGAUGUAGAUAGAAAUGUGAGUGUUUAGUCAGUUUAUAGAGUAAAUUUAAUAUAAAAGACUUUAAAUUUGCAUUCAAAUAUGAUUCAUAGAAGAUAAGGAUUUGGUAUAUGUUUAGUAGAUACAUGUAUUUAUGUAUGUUGUGGAUCGUCAACAGAUUGUGAAGAUAGUAGUAUAAAUACAUUAGAGAGAUUUGAUGGUUAAAGAUGGAGUCCUUUAAGAUCUUGUAUGUAUGCAUGUACAGGAUGUUCAUUAGCAAAUAUUAAUAAUGAAUAUUUAAUAAAAAUAGGUGGAAUUGAUAAACAAUUUAUAAAUAUUCAAACUAUUGAAGUUUAUUCUAUUAGAUAAAAUACUUGGUUUGAUUUAUAGAUAUUUGAUACUUAAGGUAAUUUAUGGAAUGAAAUACCAUUACAUAGUGGAGUUAUAUAAAUUAAUUAGACUGAAUUAUUGAUAUUUGGAGGAUAAAUUGGUGAAGAAUUUAUUGAUAAAUCUUAUGUAAUCACAUUAGAUUUUACAACUACUAGUAUAAGAUCUGGAAUUAUAAGAAGGUAUUAUAUAUAUAUAUAUCUAAAUAUAGAGCAUUUUAAAUACCUACUAUUGGAUAUGUCGAUUAAGUCAAAUUACAUGAAAAUUCAGUUUAUGCAAUCAUCACUGGAGGUGUACAUUUAGCUGGAACUAAAAAAACAGUCAUUAAUUGUAAUAGUGAUAAAUGGAUAUAUAUUAAUAAUAUUAAUGAGUGAU
Paramecium sonneborni is the source of this 1968-nucleotide messenger RNA. NCBI's taxonomy places the organism in Eukaryota, Ciliophora, Oligohymenophorea, Peniculida, Parameciidae. The record is from the annotation of a GenBank genome assembly.